Molecule: messenger RNA, 921 nt
Organism: Durusdinium trenchii
Lineage: Eukaryota; Dinophyceae; Suessiales; Symbiodiniaceae
Source: the annotation of a GenBank genome assembly
AUGCCCAUCUGUUUGGAUCCCUCCGGGACGACGUUCGUCUAUUCGCUCUACCUGGAGACGCUCUCGGUGACGGAGCGAGGGCGACCCCUCCACAGCCGCCAGGCCUUCUUCCGCUGGACGCUCAAGGGCCUGGAAGAUCGUUCCAGCAGCUUUCCCCUAGGCACCGAGCCCGACUGGAACGGCUUCUGCAGCUUCGUGCUGGUGUGCUUCAAGCCACCGGAGGAGCGGCAUUUGUGCAUCAGGUUGGCCUUAACAGGCACCAGUCCUGUGUCGGACCUGGGCGUUUGUUUCUUGGACCUGGCCGACCUGAGCGCCGAGGAGCGCUUCAAGGUGGAUUUCUUGGAGCUGCGGGAUGCCAAACUUCAGGCUGUGGCUGUUGCGAAACUUCAUAGCGCGUGCCAGCAGCGCUGGAGUACUGAGCAGUUGCCCUUGGUGCCCACCAAACAGGCUUUCUUCUUGGACUACACCAUGGAUGCCCAGGCGAGGCGCCUCUACGAGCAUAUUGCAGCGGCAGCUGGCAUGGGCACCGCCACCUCGCCGGCCUUCAGCGGCGCCGGGCGCAGCGCGCCGCGGGAUCCCGAGCUGGCUGAGGAGAAGCGUUCGAGUGGCACACCGUCGCGCACGAGCAAAGAGGCCUUCAGAUCGGGCGAGAUGAGGACGGAGCUGGAACCAGAUGCCCAAAGCGGCCUUCUGGGUGAUCUCUGGGGUUUUUUGACUCUGGCCGGAUGCGCCCCCGAGCGGUGUGCGCCAAAGAGAUGUGGCUGUCAAUGGGAGGAUGGGGCAAUCCUCCCCAUGCAGCGGCCGGAGGCUCCACGGCCGGGUGCUUGCAGCGAGGAGCCGAUCAAUUUCCAAGCGCAGCCGCCCACCGCGGGACACGCUGCCGCAGCCUCUGCUCGGUGGCCGAAGAGGAUGGCUCCCUGA